This is a messenger RNA of Tinamus guttatus (white-throated tinamou), 1768 nucleotides long. NCBI's taxonomy places the organism in Eukaryota, Metazoa, Chordata, Aves, Tinamiformes, Tinamidae. The record is from RefSeq and is a predicted model, not a curated record.
AUGAGGCCCCGGGGCAGGGGCGGCCUUUCCCGCCGCGCCCCGCGCGCCGCGGCCCCGCCGGAGCCCCCCGCUGCCGCCCGACCGCCGCCGAGGCCAGCCCCGCUGACAGACGUUGCCAAGCUGUGUGUUUGCGAUCUGCUGGUGGCGCAGUGUGAUGUGAACUGCUGCUGCGACCCUGACUGCAGUGCCGCGGAGUUCAGCCUCUUUACCACAUGUUCAGUUCCUGUUGUCACAGGUGACAGUCGUCUUUGCAGUCAGAAAGCUGCAAUAUAUUCACUUGAUGUCGAAGCAAACCCACCAGAAAGGAUAUUUAAAUUAAUUGACCACAUCAAUCCCAAUGUUUUCUGCAUUCAUACUGCAAACUAUAAACAAGCCCUCUCCUUCGCUUCUCCCGAAACACCUACUUCUGAAAAUUUUGAUCAAUUGCUUAAACAGUUUGGAAGUGCCACUUUCAGCACUGAGUUUGAUAGCUGGAAUGUAAACCCAGAUUCUCAAAUUUCUUCUGAUGCAAAUGGAACAUAUAGAUACGAGUAUGGUGUCCCUAUACAGACAGUGGAUGCAUUUGUGAGACUGCCUAGUCCCGUUGUCUCUUCCUGGUGCUCUGAUGCUAAUCCUGCAGGUUUUUUAGUAAACCAGGCUACAAAAUGCAGUAGAUUAGUAAGUGUGGAGAAGUGUAGCACCAUUCAAGCAGUUAGCAUGCUGUUCUACAUUAACUCCAGCAUUUUAGCAGUACCUAAAUCAAGUCAGAUGGUUAAUAUUACUGUCCAGUCCAUAGUUGUUCAGUCUCUGAAUGGAAUACGGACCUUACUCGACAGUAAUGAGGUCCUGAGGCUCCCUGCAAUUUUGGAUGAGCUGUGCAUAAACAUAGUUCUUGGGGUGAGUUAUCAUAUUACAUACACACAAGCAGGAGAAAUAAUAGAAGCAGCUGCUUCUUUUGUCUUGGGGGCAAUUACCAAAGAAACACUUUCAAUACAGCAGAGCUUUGAAAUCAGCUUUACUCAGGUAAAUACAAAGCCGGUUCCUCUCAGCGGUAACCCUGGUUAUGUCGUUGGACUGCCUGUAAGAGCAGGCUUCAGGCCACAGGGAUCUGGCAUCAUUCAGAGCACUGACAAAUAUGGUCAACUUACCAUUCUGCAAAGUACCUCCAACCAGGACUGUCUGGCAGCAGCAGGAGCCAGAACUCCUGUGUUAUUUGGUUAUAACAUGAUAUCAGGCUGUAAAUUAAGAAUCACUGCAGCUAUGGAAUGCCAGCUCCUGGCUCUGACCCUCCUAGAUCUACUGAAGGGACAGAACUUUCCCGACUACGUGGCCUCAUUUGGAAAUUCUCAAGCCCAGGAUGUGCUUGACUGGGUGCCGAUAACUCAUCUCCACAUCUCUGACCAGAGCUCAUGCCAAAUACCAGUAUCACUUGAAAUAGAAGUGCAGUGGACUAAAUACGGCUCGCUAGUCAAUCCCCAAGCCAGAAUAGUGAAUGUUACAGCAACUGUCACUACUGCCACACUGAACCAGCUGCCCUCCGGAAGAGAAAGGAUUGUUCCUAUAACAAGUUCUGUUGUUUUCACUGACAUUUCUUCACCUGCAGAGCCAGGCUAUAAAGCUCGGCCCACCAUUAAUGUCAAAUUACCCUUCGAUUUUUUCUUUCCAUUUGUCUAAGGUAAGUGAUGCUUAUAGAAGAGCUCAAUGACCCUUCCAGCUGACUGACUGAAAGCGACUGCAGAAGUUCCCUACAGUCGACACAUUUUAAAAUUCCCCGCUCAGCGAAACUUGC